GUCAGUGUGGGAUAAACUAGCGCUGAGAGAGGCGCAUCACUCCUCCUAUAUUCUCUUUAAAGGAAACUGCAAAACAUUCCUGGAUUUUUGUUGUUGUUGUUUUUUGCUGUUGUUAUUGUUGUUGUUUUCGUGAAUUUCUUCACUGGUUAGUCAUGGGGAACCUGUUCUUUACGGGGAUGCAUCCAGCUGAAGAGUUUUUACGCAUCGCAUCUCUUGGUUAUUUUGCAAAGAUCGCGGAGUAGUAAAACAAUAAAAACUUCACAAGGUACAAGAGAAGCUGCGCUCUGCGUGUGCGUGUGUAUACAAUGAGGUACGGAUUGGUGAUCCUUGCUGCUGGUUUCACAGCUUUGCUCAGCUUCAGCCUCCUCGCUUUGGCUAUUGGGACUGAUUACUGGUACAUCAUCGAUGUUAACACAGCCAACCACACAGGUCCUGACGACCUGAGUUCACAUUCUGGACUGUGGAGAAUAAUUGAAGGAGCGAACAGCAGCUCAUUCAUCCCUACUUUCACAGCAAAUAUGUCCAGCCUAUCAGAGACAGAAAGGCACCUUCUUGGCUUGCAUAAGGUGGUGGUCAUUGUGUUGCCCCUCAGCCUGGUCCUGCUGGUGUUUGGGUGGAUCUUUGGACUUGUCAGUUCACUGGCCUGCAGCCCAAGCUUGCUGGCUGGAGCGGCAUCAUACUUUCUCUUCUGUAGUCUUUUUACUCUUACUGGGGUCAGCAUCUACAUCAAAUACUCCAACCAGGCCAUGGAUGAGUUCCAGCGGAUUGUUUCCCCAGAAAACCUCGCUAACGUGGAUGUCUCCUUUGGCUGGUCCUUCGCCUCUGCCUGGCUCUCCUACAGCCUUGAAGUAGCCACCGGCCUGCUGCUCAUGCUAGCUGCCAGAAUAAUUCAGAUGAAAGGACGCUAUGACUCAGGCGUAGCCAUCGCCAUGUUAUAGAGAGGUUGAGCGUUGAUGCCCAAGUGACUCUCAAAACCCACAUGUUGAUUGUAUUUUAUUUUAUUUAUUUAUUUAUUUUAAAUCAGGCGGCUCACAUGCUAAGACGGAAAAAAAGAAAAUGCAAUUUGCAUCAGCAUAACUGCAACCAUACGUGUUGAAAAAGUAAAGCUGCUUAAGAAUUGUUUUUUUUUUCUUCUGCUGGUUUGUAUGACUGUUGCUACCUUUUUUCCUGCAGGUAUUCUUCUUUCUCUAUUGUCCUUGUCCACAAUGAUAAAUGAGGCUGCACAAAUAGGUAAAAGGGGCAACCCAUCCACAUUGUGUUUACUGCAGAGAUAAACUGGAUUUUUUGUUUUUCUUUUUGUGUUUUUCAAGAGCCUCUCAGCAAUGUCUGCACUCUUGCCGUCCAUGUAUAGCACAUGUAUGCAUACAGAUACAACUCUGUUGGUCUGGUGUUCUCAUUUUUCAUUAAGCAGUGGAUUUUCUCUGAGCGGAGUUUUGAGAGAUGUGUGCAAUUUCUUCUACGAACCAAAUGCAAUGAAAAGAGUCUAGUGAAGUUUUAUGGGAUCAUUUACUUUUUGACGGAUGGGUUAAUGAGGCUCUUUGUCUUGAGGAUGACUAUUGCACCUCUUCUACACCCAUAUCUUAAGCUUUAUUUCAAUAUAGUCUGAAUCAGGCAGUCCUAGUGUUUCAUUCAAGUGGAAACAUUGCUGAUUCUGCAGCAGAGAACCAAAAUUACCAACUAGACUCUAGCACACAGUCAGAGCUGUUAUAGUUUGUGGUUAAUAGCAUUGUUAAUAUUAUCUGCAAGAAGAAAAUAGCAUUCCACAGCUUUUAAAGGUAUUUCGGUCGAUGUAGAAGUUAAAACAGUCUUGGCUGCUGUGUACCGUGAAAUACUUAUAUGUUUGUUCAUUCCUGUUCCUGUCCUAUUGGUAGAUGCUUAAAUCUUGGAAACAGGGCAUAGGAAAAGUGCCCUCUGGGGGUUCCUGCAGGCUUUACCAGCAGUAUAGAAUAUGUGCAUGAGUUUCUGCCUAAAUUGCUGAAGUAAAAGGCUAUAUAGAAGUGUGAUAUUUUGUCUGUGCUUUUCCAUUUCUAGGAGCUAGGCAUUGCCCGACAAAUUGAAAGUAAAACAGAAACACUAGAAAUUGUACAUUUUGUAAUGCUGUAAAAUGUCUGUUCCCUUUGUCACCUUAUAGAGCAGCGAUACUCAACCCGCGGCUCUCGAGCCACAUGGGGCUCCUAUGGGACUAGUUGAGGCCUACUUGGAAAAAAAAAUCCAAAACAAUUAUUUAAAAAGGGAAACAAUGUCAGCAGAAGUUAUUCUUUGCAAGUCAUGUCAAUGUGUUUCCCACACAUAGACUCGGUCAAGUUGCCCAUGUAUUCACCCCCCCCCCCACGUG
Labrus bergylta (ballan wrasse) is the source of this 2335-nucleotide messenger RNA. RefSeq names its product transmembrane protein 235. Lineage: Eukaryota; Metazoa; Chordata; Actinopteri; Labriformes; Labridae. Gene Ontology annotation, cellular component: apical plasma membrane. The record is from RefSeq and is a predicted model, not a curated record.